CAGGAUCGGAUUAAACCGUGGUUGAGGUUUGCUGAUCCUGCCAAAUAAAGAAUGUGUUGUAUUUUAAAGAUAAGAAUGUUCUGUUUUGACACUAUGUGAAUCAUAUAGUAUAAAAUUAGUGACGCGCAUUAUAGUGAACCGAGAUAACUAUUAAAGAAUAUCGAAGGCGUUUUUUAGUUGGGAACGAUAGUUGGAAUCCGGAAUGUUACGAAGGAUUUUAUGCAACAACAAUAAUUAAACAUCAAAGGAAUUGCAUUGUUCCUUUAUUUGAUUGCAUUUCAUCUCCUAAGCCAUAACUGCUGCAAAAAAGAAAACAAUUCCGGCGGUCCAAUGUUGGGAAAACCAGCAACAUUGUCCACCCUGAAUGGAAGUGCACUUAGUAAAGGAUUCGGUGAAUCUGACCGAAGCCUGCCACCGGAUGAUCUGGAAGCUGGUGCAGAACAGAGCAGUGUUAGCUCGACUAGUAACGAAACGGAUGCCGACGAGUACCACCUACUGAUUGAUGAUUCAUGCAAAAAGCGUUCGGCCAAACGUUACGAGCUUUCGCCAGGCGGCAGCGGAAAUGCAUUACCAGCGGCGCGUGCUAGAUCGACGACAUCCGAUGAUGUUUGCCGAUGUUCCAGAAAUAGAAUUUUCAUAGUAUCGAUGGUAGUAUUCGGCUUUGUCACUCUAGUGUUUAUGGAAGUCGUUCCGCUAAACACGGAGAAGGGUCGUGUAGGGACCAUCGUCGGUUGGAGUGCGAAUACGUCCAGGCAAACCGUAAGCUACGUCCUGCCGGCGGAAAAUACGACUCUACUUGAGCCGCUGAACGUCUGCUCGACGGAGGAACGAACCGGCGACGGCAGCGAGAACGAAAAGGUAUUCCUGCUUAUAGUGGUCUGCUCGUCGGCUAGCAAUUUCGAAGCCCGGCAAACAAUUCGCGAAACGUGGGGCAACGUGAGUGAGUUCAACUAUAAUCAGUUCACGCGAUUGCACGCCCGGCUAAAAGGCGACUAUCUCGAGGCACGAUCUUUUGAGAAGCUGCAGGAUUACAUGAGAAAAGAGACUGAUGACAGCUUCGGCGUGACGAAUGAUCAAUUCGCUAAGGAGAACGAAAAUAUCAACGAUAAUAUCAAGAGCUCCGGUGAGCAAUCUCGGAGCAGCAAAUCUAGUCAUGGUUCGGCGAAUGGCACGACAGCACCGCAGCCUACGGUCGCUGCUAAUGAACGACCGUCACCGUCUUUUAAUGUGAAGGUAGUAUUCCUAUUGGGUCAGUCGGAGGCAGACUAUUUGCAUCAGCAGACCGUAAGUAGGCUUGCUAGGCAAGAGGCCAUGUCUUCACGGGGUAUACCGGCGACGUUGCCACCGAGCCACGAAGCUCCCUUGGAACGUCAGCAGUUUGAAGGGGCCGCUGCAGAAGACGUAGACCCUACCUUCGGUGCGGCUGCAGAAGAGUUGGACGAGCUACAGAUGAAAGUCAUAAAUGAAAGUGAGGUGUACGGUGAUAUCAUACAAGAGAGCUUUAUCGAUAGUUAUAAUAAUUUAACGCUGAAGACGAUCAUGAUGCUGAAGUGGGUGGUCAACAAUUGUAACGGAAGAGUAAAAUACAUCGUAAAAUGUGAUGACGACACUUUUAUUAACGUUCCAAAUUUGCUGCAAGUAUUACUGGGAGGAACAGUUCCGCUAUAUAAGGCAUCAAUUCCAUUCUAUGAUCGAAAUACUAUAGCGGUAACGUCGAGGAAGAACCGUUUGGUUGAGGUAAAACGAUUGCUGACAGGUUUUCUCUUUUGUGAGGUGAAACCAAUUGCCGAUACCAGUAGCAAAUGGUAUUCGCCGAACUACAUGUACAGCAAAGAGUUUUACCCGCACUACCUGUCCGGUACGGCAUAUUUGAUGAAUCUCGAGGCAGCCAAGCUGUUGUACCGGACGUCGCUUACAACACCCAUUUUCCAUCUGGAAGAUGUUUACCUAACCGGUAUCGUUGCCGAUCGGGUAAAGCUGCGCCGCUACCAUCAUCCACUGUUUUUCUACUCAUACACAAAGGAUCUCUGUGCACUACGGGGUAUGAUCUCGCAGCACCAGCUGCAACCGGGCGAUAUUCGCAGUGCCUACGACUUCGUUACCAACGGCACUAUUGUGUGCAACGGACCGGAACCGAAUUUUAGCAUGGCCAGGAUGAAGCUGCAGCAGCGUAAAAAAUGUCAAUGACAUAGAGUGCCCCGUCGUGGCAACACAAGCCCACGCGGAUAAAAUACUCCCAUUCCGUCUCAGUCAUUUUUAAUAUAUUUCUGGUUUUUAGAAUUCUUGUUCAUUAACCUAUCUUCACUAUUCGUUUUUAUCUCCAGAAUAUAAAGUUUAUUUCUAAAAAAAUAUUUCAACGGCUCAUAGAAAGUUUCGAUAGAACAAAUUGUAAGUUAGAUAGCAUGUUUACAUUACAGGCCUCUAAAGCGUGUAGCAGAGAAUUAAAUAGCCAAGCGAUCAUAGUGUUGUUGGAAGAAAUCCAUUUUAAAAUGUUAAUAAUUAUCUAUUUUCACUAGUAUUUACCAAUUGAUGCGAGACGAAGUGUGUGUGAAGCAAAACAUUUAGACAAAGAAGUUGCAUAUUGUCAGUAACACAAUGCAUGAAUAUCUUGAGAAGAAGCAACACGUAAGAUAUAAAAUCAUUUGAUUCAGCUGUGAUUUGAAAAUAUUUUAGAUAGAUUUACAAGAAACGCUAGAAUAAUCAAUAAUAACACCUAGAAUCUUCAAUUAGUCAAAACUAACUGAAACGAGAACAAAUGGUAGCAACCGACUCCACUGAUCUUGAUCUUUAGUCAAAUCGUAGUACCACUACAACUUUGUUGCGCAUUAAAUCCCAUCGGUUUACCAUGUUAGACUGUAUCUUGUAGUCAUCUUCAAAGAGGCCAUGACGGAAGUUCCCAACGUAGUAUCCGAGCUUCGCUCGAACGGUAUCUGCUUUACCAGGCACAAUGCGUUUAGUUUUAAGUUAAAUGGAUAACAACCAUUUAGUAAUUCAGUUAGCUUGAAGCACUCAAACGAAAAAAAAUCGCACAACACGGUAGCACACCGUUAGAUUUCGUUGCCUCAAUUGCUGUUUAGUCUCUUUUAGUUUUUAAAUACGUCCUUUACAACGAUAACUCUAACAGGAAAUGUCGAAUUCCUUUAAAUUUUAAAUCCUGUCCAGACUCCUAUCAGUACGUUUCAUUCGGAUAUACAGUGUAUAGACGUACUGAAAGGGAGACAGCAGUAUUUGUAAACAAGCGUUGAUUGCUUUAGAGAUUCAUGCCCUGAAAUGCUGUGAAAGUUUAGUUCAUAUCGUCC
Sabethes cyaneus is the source of this 3299-nucleotide messenger RNA. RefSeq lists its product as uncharacterized. The coding region runs from base 331 to 2187 and encodes 618 amino acids. Gene Ontology annotation, molecular function: hexosyltransferase activity. The record is from RefSeq and is a predicted model, not a curated record. The transcript has 6 exons. Lineage: Eukaryota; Metazoa; Arthropoda; Insecta; Diptera; Culicidae. Gene Ontology annotation, cellular component: membrane.